AUGUCGCCUCGGAAGUACCAGAUAUACGACUUCACCAACUACGCUGCGAGAUGGCUACCAUCGCCAGGGCGUGUGCACGAGCGUCAGUACCUCUCGAGCCACGGAGAGACGUCUAGUUUUGGAGAAAGGUGCGCCCUUCUGGGCAUGCAUGAUGUGAGUGCGCAUCUCAACUCUAUAGCAUUGAUCGAACGAUAUACCUAUAUGAUCGUGGAUGCCCUCGAUGAAGGAAGUCCCACAAGGAAAGACAUCGUUUCCAAAAUAUUGAGUUGGACUGCAUGGUCAAUGAGGCCUCUGGACUCUUCAGAAAUGUUUGCUGCACUCGCAACUCGGGUAGAAGUUGGUGGUUUCGCAAAGUGUCGUUCAGAAUCACAUGAAUAUCUAGGACCCUCAAACGAAGAAGAGCUCAUCGCAUUUUGCCCCGAAAUACUCGAGGUUAGACAAGGAGGUCAGGUUACUUUCCGAAACGAGCACCUGAGACUCUUGAUCCGGUCAUCCUGGUCUAGAGGUCUCGGAUUUGCAUCGCCCGAGGCCGUCCAUGAGAGUAUGGCGGCGGUCUGCUUCCAUCAUCUUUGCUGCAUUCACGAGGAGACUAUCCUCCGCCCUUGGAUCGACACUGGACGUUUCCUGAGGUGUGAGUUAAGGCAGUGUCAUCUUCGGUUAUACUCCACCAGUUACUGGCAGGACCACUACCGAGCGGCAGAGGCAAGUAGCAAAAAGCUUGUCUCGAUGCUCCAUAGCACACUUGAAAUGGCCUUGACUGCAAGAACAAUUUCAAAUGGUAACAGGGUCAUUGAUCCGAUAUCCAGAAUGAGCACUGGUAUUUCGAUUUGCUCUCUUUGGGAUUUGGAAAUUCUCGGCAGAACCUAUCUUGAGAUGGGAGCAGACGUGAACUAUUGUUAUGGAUCACAUGAAGCACCCCUCCUUGUUGCCGCUGCCAAUUCCUCUUUGAGGAUGCUUCGACUGCUGUUAGAUCGGGGUGCUUUCCCCGAGGUGCGUGAUGAGUUUGGGCUCACUGCACUACAGCAAGCCUGCCAAGCGGGUGCCUUGGACGUCGUAGCCCUCCUUCUUCAGAAAGGCGCCGAUCCAAAAUCUUCAUAUGAUGGCGAUACAGCCACUUCCACUAGAAGCAUUUCGCCCGCUUGGGCUCCUUUGCAUUUCGCGGCAAGCCAUGGCCACCUAGAUAUUGUUAAAGCACUUCUUCAAGCCGGCUCAGACUUAGAAGCUUCGACAGCGGAGCCCGGAGCCACAGCGCUACAUCUAGCGGUUAAAGGCGGCCACGAAGAUGUCGUGCGCUACUUGGUUGAGUUGGGAGCUGAAAUGGAAGCUGAGACCAGCAUGGUCGAAACUGCGCUAGAUAUUGGCAUACAGGAGCAGCACGAUUCAAUAAUAAGAUAUCUCAUGGACAAAGGCGAAGAGCGUGCAAGAAAUAUCGUACAGCACAAAACCUACCCUGACCAAAUCUUCAACAAUAAAUUUAUCACUCCGAUUACAUCUCAUUUUCAAUCAUUGUCAAUCAAAACGACCAGUACCUCGCCUGAUGGGCCAAAUCUGGUCCGUUCCACUUCAUUCAGGUCGCCCAUGACCCCAGUACCUAAGUCAUGCGCGCGAUAUGAUACCACUGUUACCACUGUUCCGCCGCAGAGUGUAGCUGGAUUAUAG
This is a messenger RNA of Endocarpon pusillum Z07020, 1659 nucleotides long. RefSeq lists its product as uncharacterized. The coding region runs from base 1 to 1659 and encodes 552 amino acids. The record is from RefSeq and is a predicted model, not a curated record. Gene Ontology annotation, molecular function: protein binding. The transcript has 3 exons. Lineage: Eukaryota; Fungi; Ascomycota; Eurotiomycetes; Verrucariales; Verrucariaceae.